AUAGUACAGGACAAAACUCGAAGCAGAAACUCAACUCACCAACACAGUUGCAUUAUUUUCUUUCCAGAUCCAACUCAAAAUAAUCAACUGUGGUUAUAUAGUGAGGAGAAGAUCGCCCAAUCAGUGAAGCUGGCAUAGUUAUAAUGAAUGUGAUCAAGGAGAGAACAAUAGUUUCAAGUUUCAAAGAUAGCACCUAGUUAAUUCUCAAAACUAUUGUGCAAUGGGAGUAGAAGAUACAGAUAUUUGUAUCAUCAAGGAGCCAGAUCAUGUUGUAGUCUAUUCAGAUGGCAUUUCCCAUGAUUCAGGUCAUGAAGCUGGAAGUGAUCAUCACAAUAUUACAGAGUCUUAUGAACAAAUCAAUGAGACUACUGAACAUCAUAGUUCAGAGGAGAGUGCAAAGGAAUAUGAGGUGAAGGAAUGUACAACAGAAAUUUCUGUUAAGGUCUCUGAUGUCUCUAAUGUUAAAAAAUGUGAGGAUAAGUUAACCUCAGAUUCUGAGGGUGUCCUCAGUGAGAAAAGUUUUAAAUCUCACAAAACAAGGGGUAAACAUAAGCCACGAGAUACCGGGAAGAAUGGAUCAAGACCUCCUGUUACAGGCAGUGCCCAAAUCAGGCCCACAGUUCCACAACCGUUUUCCCUAGCAACUGAGAAGCGUGCUUCGAUCGCAACUCGUCCUGCUUUUGAAGAAGACAACAAGGGCAGUAACGAGAGAAAAUCUUUGAACAAAAAAAAUGUGCUAUCUCCCAAUCUGUUUAAACAGAAUCAGUUGAAAUCUCCUGUAGUUUCAAGAAUGCCAUUGCAACCUGAUAACAAGAAGCAUCCUGAUGAUGAUGAUUCUUGUUCAGUUGCUUCAAUAACUGCAGCUUCUGUGAGAUCAAUCAAGUCCAGGACAACUGUUGCUUCUGCUCCCGUGUUUCGGUCUACUCAACGUGCAGAAAAACGGAAGGAGUUUUAUUCAAAAUUAGAGGAAAAGCAGCAAGCAAUGGAAGCUGAGAAGAAUCAAAGUGAAGCUAGGACCAAGGAAGAGAUGGAGGAAGCUAUCAAGCAGCUAAGGAAGAGUCUAACUUUUAAAGCAAGCCCUAUGCCAAGCUUUUACCAUGAAGGGCCUCCUCCUAAGGUUGAAUUGAAGAAGCUUCCAGCCACGCGAGCAAAAUCUCCAAAGCUGGGUCGGCGAAAGAGCAACAAUGGUGCAGUUAAUUUAUCUGAAGGUGACAAGGAGAAAGGAGCUGGAAUCAGGAGAAAGCAUCACACACCGAAGACCAACAACUAUGGUGAUAAGAGUGAUGUAAAUGGCUUAUCUGACCCCAAAAACAAGACCAAGCAUAUUGAAGGAAUUAAUGCAACCGAGGUAACUGGACAAGCAAACUUGGAGAUUGGCAGCCAGUGAAGUUUUCAGUGAGAUUAGAUUCUCAUUUUUCUAAUUUAUAUGUAUCCAGGGACUGUGGUCUUGUUUCUUGCAACAAGCAUCUUCACUUUGUUUUUCCUUUUAACUUAUGAGCACUUGCUGCUGUGUGCAUUGUGUAAUUAGUGAAAGUGUUUAUUUGUAAUUUAUUUCAAAUUAUUUGUAAAAUUCAAUCAUGUUGCUCAUAAGAGCAAUUUGAGCAUUUGUUUGUCUGUCUGAAGUCCAGGAUCAGAUUGUUUUAAGUCGCCAUUAAAUAAUGCUGUUCGAUUAACAAUAAUUAUGUUUCA
Messenger RNA from Glycine soja, 1689 nucleotides. RefSeq names its product protein WVD2-like 3. NCBI's taxonomy places the organism in Eukaryota, Viridiplantae, Streptophyta, Magnoliopsida, Fabales, Fabaceae. Gene Ontology annotation, molecular function: microtubule binding. The record is from RefSeq and is a predicted model, not a curated record. The transcript has 8 exons. The coding region runs from base 221 to 1387 and encodes 388 amino acids. Gene Ontology annotation, biological process: microtubule cytoskeleton organization.